Enhydra lutris kenyoni (northern sea otter) is the source of this 2514-nucleotide messenger RNA. RefSeq lists its product as uncharacterized. NCBI's taxonomy places the organism in Eukaryota, Metazoa, Chordata, Mammalia, Carnivora, Mustelidae. Bases 1 to 2514 code for a protein of 837 amino acids. The transcript has 6 exons. Gene Ontology annotation, biological process: negative regulation of transcription by RNA polymerase II. Gene Ontology annotation, cellular component: nucleus. The record is from RefSeq and is a predicted model, not a curated record.
AUGCCUCGGCGCCCGAAGAACAAGGCCCGUGCCCGGGAGAAACGCCGCGGUGAGGCUCAGGGUGUCGGGGGUGCUCCUGCUGCUGUAGCAGCAGCAGCAGCAGCAGCAGAGGAGCCCCCCCGCGCUCCCCCGGGCUCCCCGGAGGAGGCGGGUCCAUCUUCACCACCCGAAGGUGGCCCGGCCCCUGGGUCUCCUGGCACAGGGUCCCCAGGCCUGCCAGGCGACCAGGGCGCCGAGAACCCGGCCGCGGCUGCGGCCCCGGCCGCCCCUCUGGCCAUUCGCAAAACGCCCCUGAUCCGCAAGGCCAGCAUGCUGGUGCAGUUCCUGCUGGAGAAGCACAGCUCCGGGGAGCCCCUGAUGCGCGUGGCGCUGCUGAAGAUCAUCGGCAGGAAGUACCGCGAGCACUUCCCCGAGAUCUUCAGGCUCACCUCCCAGCGCAUGGAGCUGGUCUUCGGGCUGGAGGUCCGGGAGGCCGACGACCGCGGCCAGUCCUACACGCUGGUCAGCAAGCUGGCCCAACCCGGCGAGGGCACCCUGGGCGGCGGCAGCAAGGGGCUGCCCAAGUCCGGCCUCCUGAUGGCGCUCCUGGGCGUGAUCUUCAUGAAGGGCAACCGCGCCAGCGAGGAGGAGGUCUGGGAGUUCCUCAACGUGCUGGGCGUGCAGGAGGGCAAGAGGCACCUGGUCUUCGGUGAGCCGCGCAAGCUCAUCACCCGAGACCUGGUGCGCCAGGGCUACCUGGAGUACCGCCCGGUGCCCGCCAGCGACCCUCUGCGCCACGAGUUCCUGUGGGGCCCGAAGGCCCGCGCGGAGACCAGCAAGAUGCAGGUGCUGCAGGUCAUGGCCAAGAUCAACGACACGGUGCCCAGCUCUUACCCCCAGCUGUACGAGGAGGCUCUGCUAGACGAGGAGGAGCGCGUGGGGGCCAGACCCCAGGCCAGGGGGUCUGCCGCGAAGGGGAUGUUUCAGGUGUUCCGCUGGUCCCAUCCCUGCAGGGAGGAUCUGUGCCGGCUGCUGGAGACGCACAGACCCAUCUUCAUCACCUUCAAGGGACAGAAGUACAAUUCCACACACCCCACACUCCACCUGCUGUGCCAGCACUGCCACCUGGUGCCCCUGCUGCUCUGGAAGCCCAGCUCCGUGGAACCUUCUUUGGGUUUUCGGAAAGAGCUACAGCUGGCAUUGCCAUGGAAGGAUGGUGUGGACGAAUUCUGUAUAAGGCAGGGAUAUGAAAUAAUGGGUGUAGGGGAUGGAAUGUGGCAGACAGAACUGUACUGGGCCCUCAUCAAGCACAUCUCCUCACACCACACACUACCCACAUCACUCCCCACCGCAACCACAGGGCCCCGCCCACAGGGCCCCGCCCACAGAGUCCCCUCCAGGGUCCUCCUUGGGGCCCAGACUCACAGGAACGGAAGUGGACCUCCUGGCCCUCAAGAACUUCCUCCUGACCACGCCGUGGGCAGUGAGGCGUUGUCCAACAGCUCCUGCUUAGGGUGCCCUCGCUGCCGGUCAGCCCUGCCCAGUGUCACCAUGCCUCGGGGCCAGAAGAGCAAGGUCCGUGCCCGGGAGAAACGCCACCAGGGCCGCGGUGAGGCUCAGGGUGUCAGGGGUGCUCCUGCUGCUGCACCAGCAGCAGCAGAGGAGGAGCCCCCCUGUGCUCCCCCGGGCUCCCCAGAGGAGGCGGUUCCAUCUUCACCACCCCAGGGUGGCUCAGCCCCUGGAUUUUCUGGCCCAGGGUCCCCAGGCCUGCCAGGUGACCAGGGCGCAGAGAACCCAGCCACGGCUGCGGCCCCGGCCGCCCCCCUGGCCGCUCCCCGGGCCGCUCCCCGGGUUGCCCUCAGGGCCAUUCGCAAAAACCCUCUGAUCCGCAAGGUCGGGAUGUUGGUGCAGUUCCUGCUGGGGAAGCACAGCUCCGGGGAGCCCAUCACACGAGCGGCGCUGCUGAAGAUCGUUGGCAGGAAGUAUGGCGAGCACUUUGCCGAGAUCUUCAAGCUCACCUCCCAGCGCAUGCAGCUCGUCUUCGGGCUGGAAGUCCGGGAGGUCGAUGCCCGCGGCCAGUCCUACAGGCUGGUCAGCAAGCUGGCCCUACCCGGCGAGGGCACCCUGGGCGGCGGCAGCAAGGGGCUGCCCAAGUCCGGCCUCCUGAUGGCGCUCCUGGGCGUGAUCUUCAUGAAGGGCAACCGCGCCAGCGAGGAGGAGGUCUGGGAGUUCCUCAACGUGCUGGGCGUGCAGGAGGGUAGGAGGCACCUGGUCUUCGGUGAGCCGCGCAAGUUCAUCACCGAAGACCUGGUGCGCCAGGGCUACCUGGAGUACCGCCGGGUGCCUGCCAGCGACCCUCCACGCCACGAGUUCCUGUGGGGCCCGCGGGCCCGCGUGGAGACCAGCAAGAUGCAGGUGCUGCAGGUCAUGGCCAAGAUCAACGACACCUUGCCCAGAUGCUUCCCCCAGCUGUACGAGGAGGCUCUGCUAGAGGAGGAGGAGCGCGUGGUGGGCCGUAGCAGGCGCCGGUUCUAG